AUGUACGAGCAUACUCAGUUAGUCCGUCCGACUGAGAAUGGGAUGUUCCUCAACCGCGCCCCACCCCCGCCAAAUCGAUCGGUAAUCAUCGUGUUAUCACAAUAUCACCCUGUUUUAGAGGAUGAAGCCGCUACACGUCGCGCGAAUUGCAUCCUGGCAUUUUGCAUUAUACUGUUUUGUGGUAUCGUACAUGUUGAUUGGCGCCUACAUAUUCCACUACUUAGAAGGAGAGACCGAGUUAGAGCGACACAAACAUCACAUAGAAGCAAUUAAAAUCUUCAAGAGAGAGUUCAUCAAGAAUGUAGCCAAUGAAUCGGUAAGUGUUUACCCAAAGUUGUCAAAACACAAUUUAGGACACAAAAAUAGAAAAAUCCCUAAGGGCUUUCAUGAAGAAUAUCAGCACCUUACACAUCAGCGUAGACAACUACCUCCUCUUCGACAAUCCCCACUCCACAGUACCAAAAAGGUGGACUUACCCUUCUUGCGUCCUGUUUGCUUUUACCAUCCUCACAACCAUCGGGUACGGCAAUGUUGCGCCCACAACCAGGGUCUGCCAGAUCUUCACCAUGAUCUACGGAGCUUUGGGCAUUCCUUUGUUCUUGAUUACCAUCGCUGACGUCGGUCGGUUCUUCAAAACGUUCAUAAUGUAUAUUGUCCAGACGAUCUACAGGAAAGAAAUUAAAAAGCAAGGAGAACGAAAGUUACUGCGCGAGGUUGGAGAAGUAAGUACAGUGGAACUCCUGUAACCGAAUUGUCGGAUCUUAUAGAUUUGUUUGUUACAGAAAAUUUCGGUAUAAAAAAGUUUUAAUACGAUUUUUCACUUAUGCAGAAGUUCCCUUGUAAAAGAAUAUUCAAGAAAUAAUUUAAAACCAAAAUUUAAAAUUAAAAAUUGUUUUCCGACAAAUUUUCGUCGAGAAAUUCGUGAACGAAGUGUCAAUUUUUGAUUCGACAAUUAAUUUAUUUUCUAAAAAAUAUAGAAAACAGUUUAAUUUUACAAUUCAAGCCAAUUCUUAAACGAUUCCUAUCACAAACAGCCUAUAUUAUCAUUUAUAAAAUUAUUCGGUACUUCUUUCAGGUUAUAUUAGUUGCGAUUCUAUUCUUGGGCUUCAUAGCUGCUGGAUCAGCCGUGUUGCCUCUAUGGGAAGAUCAGCUAACUUACUUUGACAGUGUUUACUUCUCAUACAUGAGUCUUUCAACAAUUGGGUUAGGAGAUAUUGUGCCAAGGCGGAUGGAGUUCUUAUUGCCAACUUUAUUAUACAUAACAAUCGGUUUGUGGUUGACGACGGCAUUGGUGGAACAGCUGGCUGAUGUGUUUAGAUUGGUACAUUAUGCUGGUAGACAUGUCAGUAAUGUUAAGGGGGUAAGUUGGCAACUUUUUGUUUUGAAUUUAGAAUAACUUAAAUUUUUAAUAAUUAAUAUUUUAAUUUAGGUUUAAAACUGAAGAUUACAUUAAUCAACCAAAACUUAAUUUUGCUUUUGAAGAUAACAGUUUGGCUUGGUGGACGUCGACUGUCCAUGGGCUCCUUAAUCCAAACAGUUUGUCGGAGAGUUGGUAUGUCCGACAACAUAAUCGCGCAGAUUAAUUGGGACAGAACGAUCGAUAAAGCGUUGCAUGGAGAAGGUCCUCCAUGUGUGCCCAUCUUCCCCUGGCACUUUGCUGAUUUUGUUGAACAUGAUCCCCCUUUAAUCGACCUGAGUCUUGCUUCGGAUUCGAAUCCAAUAAGUUCACGGUCGAAUUCCGGGUCCAAGCUUCAACGACAGUUAUCAGCUCCAGAAUUCGGGCUUAAUCUAAGCGAUAUAACUCACAUUGACGACGCACAGCCAAAAACCUUGAAUUGA
Molecule: messenger RNA, 1839 nt
Organism: Bursaphelenchus okinawaensis
Lineage: Eukaryota; Metazoa; Nematoda; Chromadorea; Rhabditida; Aphelenchoididae
Source: the annotation of a GenBank genome assembly